Molecule: messenger RNA, 8815 nt
Organism: Pomacea canaliculata
Lineage: Eukaryota; Metazoa; Mollusca; Gastropoda; Architaenioglossa; Ampullariidae
Exons: 4
Coding region: 110-7099 (2329 amino acids)
Molecular function (GO): protein binding
Source: RefSeq, a predicted model, not a curated record
AUCCUUCUUACAAGUUAAAAGUACCUGACCAAGUCACACUUAAUGUUAAACUUCAUGUUAUUCUUUUCUGCUGGCUAACACGGAAAACUCUUUCUGGAACAAAAGCGAAAUGCCUUCUACACUCACAGUUCGUCCAAAGCUGCAGUCAGCAGUCGCGGCCUUGGAGCGACACGGAAGAGUGGUCAUCGUCGGUGGCCCUAAAUCUGGAAAAACGUUUCUUGGCCACGAGCUCUUACGUCAUUUCAGCACCCGCUUUACUACCCACAUCGUCUGCAGCACUCGGAAGUUAAGGAAGCACCUAGACGAAGGGAGACAACGCAUCUUGUUGAUGGACGGAACCCUUGGUGAGGUUGGUGUGGACAUGGAGGAGUACAAGGUGUGGCGAGCGCUGCUUCCCAGGCUCAUGACGUGUACAGACGUCAGGCACUGUCUGGUAGUGGUCACGUGUUACCCUCACGUGCUGCUGGAACUGCAGGCAAUGGAGGAAGGCAGCCACAGUUUCCUGCUGAAAGACACUUGCACAGUGAGUCUCAAGGAGAUGGCGGAGGAUGAGAGGAAAGAAAUGCUGCACCACUUUCUCUCGGACCUCAGCAUGACACAGCAGGAGAAACACGCGCUUGUGGAGCGAGUGUUGAAGGACGACAUCAGCGGCGCCACCUUCCCGUGGUGCUGUGCGCGGCUUGUGCAAAGGUUACACAACUCGUCUCUUGACGACCCAAGCGAUGUGUUUACCUGCCCUGCCGAGUCGUACGUCACACUGCUGCACCGCAUGUUGAUGGAUCCGACACACGGAGAGACCGUGGCGGCCUUGUUGUGUCUGACGAUGAUGGGGCUCAGCGACUUCUAUGGUAACCAGCAGAACACUCGCACGGCCUUAAGAGAACUCGGCUUCGUAGAAUUUUCAGCUUACACUCUAGAGAGAGCCGCCUGUUUUCUGAAAAAUUUCAUUCUGUCUGAGGACUGUAGCACUUUUUUCUGUCGUGUCUUGUACGAUGCCGCUGGUCUGGCUUUGGGUCGAUCACAUCUUCUGCCAGUUCUACUGAAGAUAUGCGACAUAGACUUUCUUAUUAAAUAUGCCCGUGUUUUGGUUAAACCCUUUGAAUUUUUUCUUAUCACCCCCUUAAACUCCAAGAACAGUGAGCAUCUAAUGGAAAGAAUUCUUUCAGACAUUUCAGAGGGAAAUCUGAUAGAGAUAUCUCAGUACUUGUCUCUUCAAAGUGAGUUGUUUUUGGAGAAACUGGAGAGGCACAACAGCGCCAGGAGGAGCGGAGAGAUACAGUUAGUACAGGCAGUGGACACUGUGCACGGUCUGUCUCUCUUGUACUGGUCAGCGUGGACGGGUUGUGACUGGCUAAUAAAUUGGUGUCUGGACAUCAGCAUAAAAGAUGGCAAGACCCCGCCAAACCAUCUACAGUCUGCCUUUGUCUGGGCUCUAGCAGAGAGAACUAAGUCGCCAAAAGUUUCUGACGGUGAAAGUCGUAAAAUUUUACAGUCAAUUGAGACUUUUCGGUCAAGAAAAAGCAGUCAGAUCUUAACCUUUAGCCUCCCUUUUCCCAAUAAAACACUUCUUUUCUCGGAGCAGACUAAGCAGUUGUAUAAUCAGGUUACAAGUCUCACAGAAUUGACUUACCUAGGAAAUCCAUCUUUUCCUAUACCACCAUCAGCAUUGAUCACAAAAAAGAAAGGAGAGUCGUUAUACUUGGAGGUUAUAAGCAAGCAGGUGUACCUAGCACUAAGACUGCUGUCUGACACACAGUUGAACCAGGUAGACGACAGAGACAACACGGUGCUGCAUGUUGUUGCAGAGGCCGUUGACGAGGUUUGUCAAGCUGGUCACACUGACCUUGUGAGUCUUCUCCUAGAUAUGGGCGCUGAUGUGAACGCCGUGAACGAGGAUGGAUUAACUGCUCUUCAUCUCAUGUGCAGUACAGGUAGCGUGCACUUCUUGACCAGCAUGAUAAAGCAUGGCGCCGAUGUUCACGUGACUGAUGUUGCGGGCCGCACUCCACUUCACGUAGCCUGCGGUCAAGGCAGCAGCCAGUGCGUCUCCGUUCUACUAGGUCAUGGAGCGGACAUCAACCGUAGCGACAUCAACGGCAACACAGCUCUACACGCAGCAUGUUCUGUUAAGACAAGAGAAACUGUAUCUUUGUUAUUAGAGCGUGGAGCUGAUAUCAACGCUAAAUCCAUUUCUGGCAGAACAUCUUUGCACUGUGCUUGCAAAAAUGGAAAUACUGACACUGCAACUCUGCUGCUAAACAGUGGUGCUGACAUCAAUUCAAAAGACGCUGAUGGCAUAACCCCCCUGCACUUGGCUUGUAGGUCUAAAAAGAAAAAUAUUACAGCCCUGCUGUUAGACCAUGGAGCUGAUAUCAACGCUAGAUGCAAUUUGGGCAAAACACCUUUGCACUGGGCUUGCGGAAAUGGAAAUACUGACACUGCGGCACUGCUAUUAAUCAGUGGUGCUGACAUCAACGCAAAAUGCACUGAUGGCUCAUCGCCUCUGCACUGGGCUUGCAACUCUAAAAAGAAAAAUAUUACAGCCCUGCUGUUAGACCAUGGAGCUGAUAUCAACGCUAAAUCCAUUUCUGGCAGAAUACCUUUACACUGGGCUUGCGAACAUGGAAAUACCGACACCGCAGCUCUGCUACUAAAAAGUGGUGCUGACAUCAACACUAAAUGCACUGAAGGCAUCACACCUCUACACUGCGCUUGCAACUCUAAAAAGAAAAUAACUACAACACUACUGCUAGACCAUGGAGCUGAUAUCAACGCUAGAUGCAAUCGGGGCAGAACACCUUUGCACUGGGCUUGCGGAAAUGGAAAUACAGGGAUUGCAGGUCUGCUGCUAGACCGAGGAGCUGACAUCAACGCAAGAUGCACUGAUGGCACAACACCUUUGCACUGGGCUUGCAAGUCUGAAAAUACAGAUGCUUCAGCGAUGCUGCUAUAUCGUGGAGCUGAUAUCAACGCUAGAUGCAAUCGGGGCAGAACACCUUUGCAUUGGGCUUGUGAACAUGGAAAUACAGGGAUUGCAGGUCUGCUGCUAGAUCGAGGAGCUGACAUCAACGCAAACUGUGCUGAUGGCUUCACACCUCUGCAUCGUGCCUGCGGGGAGGGUAAGACAGACACCGUGGCUUUACUGCUAGACCAUGGAAGUGAUAUAAAUUCUAAAUCCAUGAAUGGACUGACACCUCUUCACGUUGCCUGCAGCAAAGGGGAGAAAGACACUGCAGCUUUACUGCUGGACCGUGGAGCUGACAUUAAUGCUCGGUCUACCGACGGCAACAAACCUGAGGACUGUGCCGAGAAGAAUGGUUAUAAAGAGAUGGUCGAUCUGAUUCGGAAGUGGACAGGUGACAAAAGCCUUGAUGAUCAACACCUAUGUGCCAGUGCCUUUGUUUUCAAGAUAAAUAUCGAGCAUGUUGGCUGUGUUAACACUGUCUGCAGGGAAAACGAAAUGACUACUUCAUCCGCAGGUCAAAGCAGGUGUGCCACAGGAAACAGUAACAUACAUAUAGCUUGUGAAAAUGGCGACAUCGCGGCUGUAAAAGAUCUUCUAUGUUGCGGUGUGAGCAUAGAGGAGAGAGAUAGUCAGAAUCAAACUCUGCUGCAUGCUGCUUGUGUGGGAGGCCACAUCGACCUCGUGAGUCUCCUCCUAGAGCUGGGCGCCGAUGUGAAUACUGUGGACACUUGGGGAUCUACUGCUCUACUCAAAGCCUGCUUAGCAAUCCGUGACGACAUUGCGAGUCUGUUGAUUCAACAUGGCGCUGAUGUUCACGUGACCAACGACUCCAAUGACACGGCGCUUCAUCGAGUCUGCCAGUCUGAAUACUACCAAUGCCUUGCCAUGUCACCAGACAGCGAAGACGACAGCACAGAAUUCCUAAAUGAUAAUCCAUCUCCCAACAAUAUUUCCCCUCAAGUGAGAAAUACAAACAUCAUUUCGUUGUUGUUAGACCAUGAAGUUGAUGUAAAUGCCAAAGCCAGCUGUGGCGAAACAGCGCUGCAUUAUGCCUGCUUGCCGGACACUGUAGCUCUGCUGAUGAAGUUUGGAGCUGACGUGAAUGUCACGUGUGAAAGUCAAGAAACGCCUCUACACCAUAUCUGCCAGUAUGGAUACACAGACACUGCAGCUGUCCUGUUAGACCACGGGGCUGAUAUAAAUGCCAACUCUGUCUACAACAAAACGCCUCUUCACCAUGCGUGUGGUGAAUAUGGAAACACGAAGACCGUAGCUCUCCUGCUUGACCGUGGGGCUGAUAUAAAUGCCAGCUCUGUCUACAGCAAAACACCUCUUCACGAUGCUUGUAAGCAUACAAAUGAGGAGACUGUAGCUCUCCUUCUAGAGCAUGGAGCUGAUGUCAACGCCAUAUCUGUUAAGGAAAAAACUCCUCUCCUCUACGUCUGCAAAAACGGAAAGACAGAAUCUGCUAAUCUGCUGAUAAACGGUGGAGCUGACGUCAAUGCCAAAUGUUCAGGUGGCCUAACGCCCCUGCACUCUGCGUGCGAAAAUGGAAACACGGAGACAGUAGCUCUCCUGCUAAACAGUGGAGCCGAUGUCAAUGCCGAAUGCACAGAUGGCCUUAUGCCACUACACUCUGCCUGUCUAUACAAAAAUACAGACACUAUAAAACUCUUGCUGGAGCGCGGAGCUGACGUCAACGCCAAAUACAUCAAAGACAAAACACCUCUGCACUAUGCCUGCGAAAAAGGAAAGAUAGAAACGGCAAAUCUGCUCAUAAAUUCUGGAGCUGAUAUAGAGGGAACAUGCACAGAUGGCUUAACACCUCUGCACUAUGCUUGCGUUAAAGGAACAACAGACAUUGUAGGACUCCUUCUUGACCGUAGAGCUGAUAUCAAUGCCAAAUGCAUCAAAGGCAAAACACCUCUGCACUAUGCUUGCAUGAACGAUAGAACAGCCACUGUAGGAUUCCUUCUCGAUCGAGGAGCUGACUUAAGCGCCAAAUCUUUAUCUGGUCAAGCACCAAUACACUAUGCCUGUGAGGAGAACACUGUAAAACUCUUGUUGGACUGUGGAGCUGGUGUCAAUGACAAAUCCACUGACGACAAAACACCUCUGCAUUUUGCCUGUGCAGAUGGCAAGAUAGAGACUGCACAUCUUCUGCUAGACCGUGGGGCUGAAGUCAAUGCAAGAUCGUCGUAUGGUCUAACACCUCUACACUAUGCCUGUAGAGAGGGACAGACGGAGGCUGCAAAUCUUAUGCUUCUCAAUGGAGCUGAUGUCCAUGCCAAAUGCACAGAUGGGCUAACACCUCUGCACUAUGCCUGCAUAAACGAUAGAACAGCCACUGUAGGAUUCCUUCUCGAUCGAGGAGCUGACUUAAGCGCCAAAUCUUUAUCUGGUCUAGCACCAAUACACUAUGCCUGUGAGGAGAACACUGUAAAACUCUUGUUGGACUGUGGAGCUGGUGUCAAUGACAAAUCCACUGACGACAAAACACCUCUGCAUUUUGCCUGUGCAGAUGGCAAGAUAGAGACUGCACAUCUUCUGCUAGACCGUGGGGCUGAAGUCAAUGCAAGAUCGUCGUAUGGUCUAACACCUCUACACUAUGCCUGUAGAGAGGGACAGACGGAGGCUGCAAAUCUUAUGCUUCUCAAUGGAGCUGAUGUCCAUGCAAAAUGCACAGAUGGGCUAACACCUCUACACUAUGCUUGCAUCAGUGGUAGAACAGCCAUUGCAAGAGAACUGUUGGAUUGUGGAGCAAGCGUUAAUGCCAAAUCCAUCGAAGACCAAACACCUUUGCACUGUGCCUGUGCAAGUGGAAAGAUAGAGACUGCAAAUCUUUUGUUAGACCGUGGGGCUGAAGUAAAUGCAAAAUCGUCGUGUGGUCUAGCUCCUCUACACUACGCCUGUAGAGAGGGACACACAGAGGUUGCAAAUGUUAUGCUUCUUCGUGGAGCUGAUGUCAACGGACAGGUACUAACGCAAGGUGCCAGUGAAGAGGGAAGAACAGAGACUGUAGGACUUCCCGACAGUAGAGAUGACGACAAUGCCGGUAUAUUCAAUGACCACACUCCUCUGCACUGGGCAUGUUUUGGUGGUAAGACACACACGGCUACUUUUCUUUUGGAUCAUGGAGCUGAUAUCAAUGCCAUCUCUGCAUAUGGGCUAACACCUCUCCACUCUGCCUGUCUAUUAGGAAACACAGACACUGCAGCUUUGCUAAUAGACCGUGGAGCUGACAUCAAUUACAAAACAACAAACGGCAGUACACCUCUAAUAAUGGCCUGCAAAGGUGGGAAAACUGACACUGCUGUUUUGCUGCUAGACCGUGGAGCUGAUGUUAUGGCCAAAGCUAUAAAUGGUGAAACACCUCUUCAUUUUGCCUGCAAAGCGAAGGAGACAGACCUUGCGACUCUGCUCUUAAAUCAUGGAGCUGAUAUCAAUGCAAAGUUCGAAGGUGACUGCACUCCUCUGCACUGUGCUUGUAUUGAGGGAAAGACAGAAAUUGCAGCUCUCCUGCUAGACCGCGGAGCUGACAUCAUGGCCACAUCUUCAGAUGGCACAACCUCUCUUCACUUUGCAUGUCUAGCAGGAAAGACAGACAUGGCUGCAUUGCUGUUGGACCAUGGGGUUAAUGUCAACGUUAAAUCCGCAGAGGGUUACACACCUCUACACGGUGCCUGCCUAAAAGGAAAGAUAGAUACUGCUGCUUUGCUUAUAAACCGUGGGGCUAAUGUCAACGAUAAAUCUCACUUUGGCUACACACCUCUGCACAUUGUCUGCGCAUUUAGAAAGACCAAAAUUACAGCUUUUCUGCUAGAUAGUGGAGCUGAUGUCUUGAUCAAAUGUAUUUUGGGCGAAACACCUCUACACUGGGCUUGCAGAGAGGGAAAUACAGAGGUUGCAGCUUUACUGAUAAACCACGGAUCUGACAUCAAUGCUGCAGCAUAUUUUGACCUAACACCUCUGCAUUACGCCUGCAACCACGGGAAUACGGACACUGCAGCUCUACUACUACAUCGUGGAGCUGAUGUCAACGCUCUGUCCACCGAGGGCAACACGCCUGCACAAUGUGCACAGAUGAAAAGCUACGAACAGACGGUCGAUCUGCUCCUGAGGUGGACUGUUUGACUUCAGUCGUGAUGAUGUCUACUUGUCACAAGUUGGUUAAGUCCUUACCCCUGUUGGACAGUUGUUUGUUUUGACUUUUGUCAAAGGACUUAUAUAAUAUUAUUUUCUCUUCGGUUGAACACUUUUUAAAAUGAUUUUACACGAGUCAUGUGCUUUUUAUUGUUAGAAAAAGCACCACUGAUCCUCACAAUGUUGUCUAUAAGAGUUGAAAAUUAAUAUGAAGUGCUUAUAUGCUCUUAGGCCAAAUACAAUAAAAAUGCAUCAAAAAUUGUCAAUCAUUUACAUAUGGUGCGCACACACACACUCGUGUAUAUAAGGACGUGUCAUGCAAACUAGAAAAAAGGCCAGGUUACCUCGGGUUUGCUUUGACCGUCAACUAUUAGUUGACAUUUGCAUUACUUAGUUUUUUUCCUUUUAUGUUUUCUUCAUAUCAGAGAGAUUUUCAAUCCUUUUCCCUUUCGUUGGUUAGCUGAGUUUACACACUAAUAGAUGUACAGUAUAUCUUUUGAUGAUAAAAAUAACAUGUAGAGUGUGAUGAUAAAUGCAUGACGACCACAGUGAUGACAUGAUGAUGAUUGUACUACUAAUAAUAGAUUUAGUUCUCAGAUCUUACAUUGGAUAUAUUUCAUUAAAAUUAAACAUAUUCAUUCUGUAAAUUUUUUUCUGAAUCGAGAUGGUUAUUACUUAAUGCUAAAACUUACUUGACUUCGAGCUCUAUGCUGCUGCUGUCGACAUGAAGUUGUUAUGUCAGCACCGACGUAUAGUAAGCGAAUCGUAGCUCUUAAAUGCUUAGUUCUCUCUCCUAGUGGUAAAUUAAUGCAUUUUUCACAACUGCCAAGAAAAUAUAAAACUUGUUUCCUCGUUAACAGCGAUUUCUUUUCCUGUGUUAUCGUAUAAACAGUAUUUGAGGAACACUUACGGAAUCUACAGAGCGAGCAGACGACACCCAAAUGCAGAAGAUAGCCAAUCAAAAGUCUCGGUUGUGUGCAUGUGUGCGUCGGCUGUUCACUGGUGGCCCUUCUUACGCGAGCGUAAAUGAGUUCCUCACUCCAUUGUGUUUCUGUACGGCUAGUACCAGAGAUAAAUGAAAUAUGUGUGUCCCUGCAAAUACACAAGAUUAUGCCAGGCUUGUGAAAAUGUCGUAGCCUUGGUUUACACACUGCCAAGCCACUCCCAAGCAAACGUCUGCGCGCGCGUAGCAACAAAUGUUUCUUUGAAUAAUUUUAAGGAGUUUCUUUAAAUUUGAUUUUAGUUAUAGUUUGACUUUAAUUAAUUCAUAGUGCUUUUGUCCUAAUGUUUGCAGUCUAUGUUACAUUACUGAAUGAAAUGUGGAUAUUACCAAUUGUAAAUAUAUUAUACGCUGGGAAAAUAAUUUACUAUUAUAAUUACGAGGGGCCCAGAGUAGGUUGUCUGCCCCAGGGCCUGUGCUGGUUCUCGGCGGCCCUGUCUGCAUAGUUGUUAAUUCUCUUCUGUCCAUGUCUCCUACUUAACAGUGAGAGUAUGUUCAUUGAUCAGAGUGAUUAUGUGCUACAUAAAUCACAUUUAUUUAUUGCUAUUAAUUCAUACAAAUGCAUUUACACAACAGGUUCUUGCCUUCACUGUUUUGAUGUUUGUGUGUUGUAGAGAUCUACUGUUGCGCUUGUUUUUUACUUGGUAUACUGCAAGUGAAGCUACAGCAAAGCUUUACAAAGAACUUUUUAGCUGUUUGACACAGUC